This is a messenger RNA of Capsaspora owczarzaki ATCC 30864, 852 nucleotides long. RefSeq lists its product as hypothetical. The transcript is spliced from 5 exons. NCBI's taxonomy places the organism in Eukaryota, Filasterea, Ministeriida, Capsasporidae. Bases 1 to 852 code for a protein of 283 amino acids. The record is from RefSeq and is a predicted model, not a curated record.
AUGAAGCGCGAGAAUACACUUUGCAAGUUCGCACAGAGCCCAUGCACAUCCGCCAUCAUUCUCAGGCACAUCACAAAGCUCGGCAUCACCAUCGUACUCGACAGGCGCAGCCAUCCACAUCAGUGCCAGUCGUUCCACCACCUCCAGAGCGGCGGAUUCAUCCUGGUUAACAACCUACACUACGCACUCGGGUCCACUUCGGACGUAUUCACGAUUGCCUACAUGUGCAACGAUAUCGUCAUGCUCAUCAAGUACUUGCGAGAUCCGCUCAACAACUCGGCCGUCGUGCUUUACUUUCUCGGUGGCAGCAGCGUGGUCUUUCUUUGCAACGCUGCCAUCACGUUCAUCAACUCGUUUGCCAGAAAGGUCGUUGUUGAUGUGCUGGUGCAGCACCUGCGCUACUUGCGCUUCACCAAACUGCCUGCAAGCGCUCGUGAUAGCAUUUCGUUGAGCAGCCUGGCAGGAUCUCCUUCCACUGUCGACUCGCAUCGAAUGCGAACAAGCUUUGCCAACCGCUCACGCACCUCGUUCUUUGGCGUACCUUCUGCCAAGUCGAUGGACAUUGAGGCUGGUCAUUUGAACGCCGCGGUCGCCUUGACCUCGCCGCUGAGCCAUGCCAAGUCUCUCGACGCUGGCGAAGCAGCCGACUAUGAGAGCGAUGGCGGCGCAGAAGCAAUCUAUUCUAGAGCUUGGAAAGGUCGAAAGCGGUUUACCAAAACUCGAGAGCAGCUGCAUGCAAGCCUUACUUGCGCAUUCACCGUAGCGCCAGUCCGAGCACGAGAAGCAGACCUGCUCGCCGAGACCGCGCCAGUCACCCGAGAUGCACAGGCCCUCCGGCGAAAUGUACUUUGA